This is a messenger RNA of Danio aesculapii, 2803 nucleotides long. It is a transcript of the gene ggps1, whose product is annotated as geranylgeranyl diphosphate synthase 1. The coding region runs from base 343 to 1272 and encodes 309 amino acids. The record is from RefSeq and is a predicted model, not a curated record. Gene Ontology annotation, molecular function: prenyltransferase activity. Gene Ontology annotation, biological process: isoprenoid biosynthetic process. NCBI's taxonomy places the organism in Eukaryota, Metazoa, Chordata, Actinopteri, Cypriniformes, Danionidae. The transcript is spliced from 4 exons.
UUAAGCGCGAACAGCAGCGAUGAGAGAUGAGCUUCCUGUCAGACUCAGGCAUGACACAUCAACCGAAGGCUCUCUGGCGCGGCAUAAAAACACAUUCUGCCUUCAUAUAACGGGAUAUUACAGCCUUAAGGAUGAUAAGGGGUCGUUUUAAACGCGUUAUAAAUGAGCUGUGAGUCGAAGUGGAGUUAAAUAGCCGUCCUUGGCUAACUGGCUAAUGCUAGCGAGCUGGCUGACGGUGGAGAAAAAACUGAAAGCGGAAGAGUGACGUGCUGGAUUACCGAGGCGGAAGUAACAAAGCGCAGAUUUUCCUUCUGAAAGGUUUCUUUGUGGAUAAACGGUGGGAUGGAUGAAAAGCAAAGAGCCACUUCUGAACGGAUUCUUCUGGAACCGUACAAGUAUUUAUUACAACUGCCAGGAAAACAAGUCAGAACAAAACUCUCUCAGGCGUUCAACCACUGGCUCAACGUCCCCGAGGAUAAACUUCAGGUGAUCAUCGAGGUGACGGAGAUGCUACACAAUGCCAGUCUGCUGAUUGACGAUAUUGAGGACAGCUCGAAGCUGCGGCGGGGUUUCCCAGUGGCUCACAGCAUCUACGGCAUCCCGUCGGUCAUCAACUCCGCAAACUAUGUGUAUUUCCUGGGCCUGGAGAAGGUGCUGAUGCUGGAGCACCCGGAGGCGGUGCGCGUCUUCACCCGGCAGCUGCUGGAGCUGCACCGCGGCCAGGGGCUGGACAUCCACUGGCGGGACACCUACACUUGUCCCAGCGAGGCUGAGUACCGUGCUAUGGUGCUGCAGAAAACCGGAGGCCUCUUCGGGCUCGCUGUAGGCCUCAUGCAGCUCUUCUCUGACUGGAAGCGAGAUCUGAAGCCACUUUUAGACACUCUAGGGCUGUAUUUCCAGAUCCGGGACGACUACGCUAAUCUGAACUCCAAAGAGUACAGCGCUAACAAAAGCUUCUGUGAAGACUUGACCGAAGGAAAGUUCUCGUUUCCCACCAUUCACGCCAUCUGGUCGCAUCCCGAGAGCACACAGGUGCAGAAUAUUCUGCGUCAGAGAACGGAGAACGUGGAUAUUAAACGCUACUGUGUGGAUUAUCUGGAGAAGGUGGGCUCGUUCGCUUACACCCGGCAGACUUUGGUGGAUCUGGAGGUGGAGGCUUACAGGCUGAUUAAGGAGCUCGGGGGGAACCCGGAACUGGAGGCUUUGGUGGAGCAUCUGAGCCGCAUGUAUAAAGAGCCUGAGGGCGGAGCUACAGUCAUCCAAUCAAAAUAAUCUGGGGCGGAGCUUCAGCUGGGCAGUCUAAUGAGUUCAGGGACGGAGAUGCAUUUAGCAGUUCAAAUAGUCUGGGGGCAGGGCUACAGCUGAGCAGCCAAAAGAGUUUAGGGGCGGAGAUGUAUUAGUUAAAAUAGUCUGGGGCGGGGCUACAGCUGGGCAUUCAAAUGAGUUCUAGGUUGGGGAUGCAUUAGUUAAAAAUAGUAUGGGGGCGGGGCUGCAGCUGGGCAUUCAAGAGUUUAGGGGCAGAGAUGCAUUAGUUAAAAUAGUCUGGGGGCGGGGCUACAGCUGGCCAUUCAAAAGAGUUCAGGGGUAGAGAUGCAUUAGUUAAAAUAGUUAGGGGCGGGGUUACAGCUGGGCAUUGAAAAAAGUUCAUGGCGGAGAUGCUUUAGUUAAAAUAGUCUGGGGGUGGGGCUACAGCUGGGCACUGAAAAGAGUUCAGGGGCGGAGAUGCAUUAAGCAGUUAAUAUAGUAUGGGGCGUGGCUACAGCCAGACAGUCAAAAGACUUCAGGGGCGGAGAUGCAUUAGUCAGUUAAAAUAGUGGGGGGGUGGAGCUUCAGCUGGGCAUUGAAGAGUCUGGGGCGGAGCUGCAGCUGAGUAUUUAAAUGUUUAGGGGUGGAGCUGCAAUCAGCCAGUUAAAAUAGUAUGGGUUGGAGAUGAGCAUUUAAAAGUACAGGGGCGGAGCUGUAGUCAGCCAUUUAAAAUGGUAUGGGGUGGAGCUUCAGCUGGGCAUUGGAAAGAGUUCAGGGGAGGAGAUGUAUUAGUUAAAACAGUCUGGGGCGGGGCUGCAGCUGAGUAUUUAAAUGUAUGGGGUGGAGCUGCAAUCAGCCAGUUAAACUAGUAGAGGUGGAGAUGAUGAUAAUAUGGGGUGGAGCUUCAGCUGGGCACUCGAGUCUAGGACAGGUUUACAGCUGAGCAUUUAAAGUUUGGAAUCUGGAAGCAGAUCUGUGGUUAGCCAGUUAAAACAGUAUGGGGGUGGAGCUGCAGUCAGCUAGUUAAAAUAAUAGUGGGCAAGCUUUUAAAGUCCAGGGGUGGAGCUGCAGUCAGCCAAUCUAAAUAUUAUGGGGGUGGAGCUUGAGCUGGGUAAUCAAAAUAUUCUAGGGGUGGAGCUGUAGUUAGCCAAUCAAAAUAAUAUGGGGGUGGAGCUUCAGCUGGGCAAUUAAGACUCUGGGGGUGUAGUGUGGGGCUGUAGCUGAGCAUUUAAAAGGCUGGGAGUGGAGCUGCAAUCAGCCAGUUAAAAUGGGAUGGGGGUGGAGCUACAGCUGGGCAGUGAAAAAUGUCUGGAGGUGGAGCUACAGCUGAACAUUUAAAAAUCUGGGGGAGGAGCUGCAGUAAGCCAAUCAAAAUAGUAUGGGGUCGAGCUUCAGCUUGGCAACCAAGAAUCAAGGGGCGGGGCUAAAGCUGGGUAGUCAGUCUGGCACAGAGCUGCAGUAAGCCAGUUAUAAUAGUAUGGGGUUAAAGCUGACCAUUUAAAAGUCUGGGGGCGGAGCUACAGUCAGCUAGUUAAAAAGUAUGAGGGUGGAGUUUCAG